GUACUCCCGCGAGGAAACGCGAGGAAACGGUAGGGAAACCGCGGAUCGAAACUCGAAUAUACACGCAAACGCGUACACACACGCGUGUAUAUAUAUAUAUACAUAUAUAGUCUCUUCAUGGUUCAACACGGCGAUCGCCUAACAGCCCAUCGUCUGUGAAUUCGUGCGCACGAUCAUUUUUCGACUCUCUGAGAAGAGGAGGAGGAGAAGGAGAAGGAGGAGGAGGAGGAGGAGGAGGAGGAAGCUUUAGGUACUCCGUUAGGGAGAGACACGUUGCUUCUGCUCUCGUGUUUCGAAAAGGAGAGAGAGAGAGAAAGAGAAAGGACAACGAACUCGACGAGGACGUCGAGGACUCGCUCCCUGGGACUUGCCUAGGCUCUGGUGGUCCCCUCCUUGGGGAUUGAUCGUUGAGGCACGUAGCACGGUAUCGAGAGGGAGAUUCUUUCUUUCUUUUGGGGGGUUGAUCCCGGUUUCUUGUGGAAUAUUUAUAUAUAUAUUGGGGAAUCACCAAGUUAUUCGGUGGUGAUCAUAGAAGGGGAACGAAAGGAGAGUGCAAUUCCUAGGUGCGGAUUUCUCUCUAGAGACCUAGGAGAUCGGUCUUCCUCGGUUCUCGAGAGGUGUGUCGCGAGAUUUGUCUUGGAGUGAUUUGACGAAGUAAUAAAGGCAAGGGAAGAAAAAGGAGAAAGAUACCCCGGAACAUGUCUGGGAUUCGAAUCAACGUGGAAGAAGCCUCCAACGAUGGACGCGAGGAUCUCGUUCCUGAUAUCGAGGCGACAGCGGCUACGACGGCGGUAGCGGGCAGCCCGCUUUCCUGGCACAUCCCAAGGCCGUCCUUGGUGGGACGAAGCGAGAGGGACAGCGAGAAUGGUAGCUGGGCUCAUCAUCUGCAUCCAAACUCGCCGUCCAGAGGAUCCACCUCGUCGCAAGGAUCCACAGCCAGCACACACAGUGCCGCAUCGGGCACAUUACUCCUGACAGCCGCUAACCUGGCCAAUCUCGCGGCCAUACAUCCACCUACAGUGACAGCACCGAAACAGAUGGAUACUGCAUCGGUGGCGAGCAGCACCCACUUCACCGUGGUGAACGGCCUAGGCAGACCGACCACUGUCUACAGGAAGUCCUGCUGCGCGAGAAAUCAGCUCACAGUGCUCGUCUGCACUAUGAGCUUCCUAUUCAUGGUCGGUUUGCUGCUUGGGAUUCUCUAUAUGGAAAUGAGAAUUCGCGACAAGUACCACUAGGUCGACGGGAGGUGGCAAGUCGAGUGAUCGUGGGCUAUCCUUUAGAAGUCUACGCAAAACAACCUAACGAAGGAGCAACGAAAACGAUUGGGGCCAGGAACAAAAGAAAUUUCUUCGAAGCGUUUAAAAUUAGGAUUCUCGAUCACGAAAUUAUUCGUAUAUUUAUAAUAUACAUGUAUAUUAUCACUUAGAGCGUUAGGACGACUCGAUUAGACGACGUUCUCUGUCAGAGAAAAAAGUUUCAAAGGCUGUAUUGCACCGUGUUCAACGUGUGUGGUACGUGAAAACUCAGUAAUUACAUUCAUGUAAUAAGUUAGCUUUAGGUAAGCCCGUAUAGAUAGCACGAACGCGAUCCUAAUUCUUAAACUUGAACCGUUAUCGAUUAUCUUUAACGCCAGAAACCCAUUUGAUUCGAAAUUCGAUUAAUUGUUCGUACAAUAUUUCUUUCCAUUUUCCUCUCUCUUUUUAUAUCAGGUCAGACGAGAAAAUUAUAAGCGAACUGUAUUAUUCCUAAUUUUGUUUAUUAUCUCUAUUCGAGCUUAAAACUCUGAGAUGAUUUUCUUUAAUUUAAAUUGAAUUUAAAUGAAAACAAUUUAAAUAUUUCAUUUAAAUCUGAUUUAAAUUAAAUUUAACAACGAUUCUAUUGUAAAAAGAUAAAUUGUCGUCAUACAGCGCAAUAUUUCGUAAGUCAUAAAUACGUUUCUUCGAUUAACGUUGAUGGACAGUUCGGAGCAAUCGACGAGAUGGGAGUAAGAUAAGCGAAUAUGUUAAUUUUAGGGGUCGUUAUUUAAUUGUUACUAACAGAAAAAACGCCUAAAUAAAACCUGGAUCCCACAUAUGUCAGGGUAUCGUGUUCCAGGGAAUGUAUGGAAAAGAAAUGAGCAACGAUCGUGUCGAUGUCGAUCGUUGACUCACAACUGUGAUAUUACUUGCGUAUUAAUUAAUCGUCGAUUCAACAAGAAACUGUCGAACUAUGAAGAAAAUUA
This is a messenger RNA of Apis dorsata (giant honeybee), 2224 nucleotides long. RefSeq lists its product as uncharacterized. The record is from RefSeq and is a predicted model, not a curated record. The transcript has 4 exons. Lineage: Eukaryota; Metazoa; Arthropoda; Insecta; Hymenoptera; Apidae. The coding region runs from base 699 to 1238 and encodes 179 amino acids.